Messenger RNA from Lactuca virosa, 279 nucleotides. The record is from the annotation of a GenBank genome assembly. NCBI's taxonomy places the organism in Eukaryota, Viridiplantae, Streptophyta, Magnoliopsida, Asterales, Asteraceae.
AUGAAGGUCAUAUUGGUAGUUUUUGUGUCGUUUGGCUGUGUUUUCUUUCUAGUACCCAUUUUAUUUGCUUUAUGUUACAUCAUAAAAAAACUUAAAUGCAGCAAGAUGGCUGAAAAAACUGAAAUGGUGCAUAUCGAUGAGCAUUUGAAGGUGAGGGAGAAUGUUGUGCAAGGUCCAAAUGGCACGAAGGCAGUUGCAAUUACAAUCGAUGAUGAUUUACAUGUUGAUGAAGAAGAAGAGUCGAGGAAGAAAGAGAAGCUUGGAAAGGAACACCAUUAA